ACAACAAGCAAAAUGGACGACACGACGACACCAUUGUGCUUUUAAAAAGUGUUUUAGUGUUGUUUUGUUGUGAUUUACGGACGAAUUAUGGUCGAUCGUAACGAAAAAGUGUUAUUAGAACUGUUGAAACUACCAGGAAAUAACACAUGUGCCGAUUGUGGGAGCAAAAAUCCAGAAUGGGCAUCGUACAACUUGGGUAUUUUCAUUUGCACCCGAUGUUCGGGUGUUCACCGCAGCAUGGGGGUGCAUAUAAGCAAAGUGAAACAUUUGAAGCUCGAUCGUUGGGAGGACUCUCAAGUCGAACGUAUGAAAGAAGUGGGAAAUAUAAAAUCGAAACUGAAAUAUGAAGAACGUGUGCCCCCUUGUUAUCGAAGACCGAAAGAAAACGAUCCACAAGUGUUAAUCGAGCAAUGGAUCCGAGCUAAAUACCAAAGAGAAGAAUUCUGUCAAUCGCAAAGACUAGUCUACGUAAGCGGUUACAUGGAGGGUUUCCUCAUGAAACGCGGUAAAGAGGAUAGUCGUUAUCAUUCGCGUAAAUUCGUCCUUUCCGAAGCCGAAAACACGCUGAAAUAUUUCGUUCGUGAGAAGAAAAGUCCCAAGGCCGAAUUGGAAGUGUCCGAAUUGAAUGUGGUUUUUGCACCGGAAAAAAUGGAAUAUCCGGCAUCGCUUCAAUUGACAUUUCUCAAAUACGGCACAACGCGUCAUAUUUUCGUAUAUCAUGAAGAUGGUGAAGUGAUAACAAAUUGGUAUAUGGCGAUUCGGUGUGCGAAACUGCACCGCCUCCAAGUGGCCUAUCCGUCGGCGAACGAGUCCGAUUUGUUGGGUUUCCUCACCGAGGACUUCGCCAAAGAGGGAUGGUUGUGGAAGACGGGGCCGAGGACGAGUGAUGGAUUCAAAAAACGCUGGUUUACAUUGGAUAAUCGCAAGUUGAUGUAUCAUGAUGAGCCGUUGGAUGCGCAUCCCAAAGGGGAGAUUUUCCUCGGGUAUGCCAUGGAUGGGUAUAGUGUGAGGAUUGGGGUGUCGGCGGGGGUGCGGGAUCAGGGGUUUUCGUUCGCGUUGACGACACCAGAUCGGGUGUUUAAUUUGUCGGCGCAAACGGAGGCGGAAAGAGACGAGUGGAUUGAAGUGAUUGAGAGGGUGUUGGGACGACCGCUGACGAGGCAAGACGAAGCGAUUUGUACACGAUUGGUGCGAAAGAGGGCCAAUACGAACUCGAUAAGUCGCUUCUCGCCAAGGUAGUCGUAACAUAUCAAACAUUUGACUUUCAUUCAUUCAUCACUAUACCUAGUCCUGUAUUUAUUAUACAAUUUAUCCAUUUGUCAUUCAUAAAUACUCAUCUUGAAGUACAGGUAACUAUUUUAUAUUGUGAAGUGAAAGUAAUUUGUAAAUAAAUAACUGAAUAAAAAAAACAGCCGCUCUAAAUGUAAAUUGUUUUGAACAAUGCUGUACUACUGUUUGCUCUCUCUCUCUCUACAAAAAUAUGAUCUCAUAAUUGUUUUGUUCAAUUUUCAUUUUCACAGUUCAAGCAAUAAUGUCUCGUUUUUCUUUAAUUUUAUGAUCUGUACAAGGAAGGAAAACAAUUGAUACAUCAUUGAAAAGCAUUGUUUUAGUUUGGUCACAACAAUAGUUACAAAUAUUUCACUGCCACUUUUUUUUUAAAUGGCUCAAAUGUAUCAAUUUGUGUUUCUUUCGUUUAUAUUUAUUUUAUAAUAUUCCGAAUGGGAGCGAGGAUCAAAUUUUUUUUCUUCCAACACGGGAAACGAACGGUUUUAUUUUUCAGUGGUCACAAUUGUUUGACUCUUGCUCCUUAUUUUUUAUUUUAAGUAAAUAUUUACAAUGAUAGGUACCGUUGUUUGUAUUAUCCAUUUGCCAAAUAUAAGAUAUACAAUGCGA
Messenger RNA from Tribolium madens (black flour beetle), 1893 nucleotides. Its product is annotated as arf-GAP with dual PH domain-containing protein 1-like. The record is from RefSeq and is a predicted model, not a curated record. Gene Ontology annotation, cellular component: intracellular membrane-bounded organelle; plasma membrane. Gene Ontology annotation, molecular function: GTPase activator activity; phosphatidylinositol bisphosphate binding. NCBI's taxonomy places the organism in Eukaryota, Metazoa, Arthropoda, Insecta, Coleoptera, Tenebrionidae. Gene Ontology annotation, biological process: positive regulation of GTPase activity. The transcript is spliced from 4 exons. Bases 88 to 1239 code for a protein of 383 amino acids.